CAUUCAUUCAAUAAGUUUUUGUCAAACUGUUGAGUCGUUUAAGAUAUUUAAACAAUAGUCUCAUAAAAGGUUUUCUUAAUUACUAUUUAAACCAAAAAUGAAUUUCAUUCGUCUGUAUAUCUAUCCCGUAGUCAUCGCUAUUCUCAUACCUCUAUUGGUUUUAGUGCCUUACCUAAUAGCCAUACAUCAGGAACAUGUGGCCCCAUUCCUCCCAUACACCAUUGCGGUUCUGUCUUAUCUUCAAUACUUGCAAAUCAACACAAUCUACACAUUGAGUGAAACAGUGAUUCAAUUAAAGGCGUCCAUAAUGAAGAACAGAUCAAAGAUCAUUAAAUUCAACCGAUGGUCACUAUUUGUGGCCAUUUAUAUAGUACUGGCCUUAACUUCGGUGGUCAGCUUCCGGUCUAAUGAGUUCCCAAUCAUUCACCCAAUUAUUGUCAUCACUCUAUUCAUUGCGAUUCUGGUGUUCAUUGCGCUUAAGAGUUGGCUUUCAUUAAGACUUUCGCCACAAAUUAACACUAAACUGGUAGCCAAGGCUCGCGUUAUAAUCUCGGUCAUAAUGCUGAUAUCAUUCAUAAUAUCACUGGUGUGUGGCAUCUGGGCAUUCGCAGUGACCAAGAAUACCAAAGUGAAGCAAAGACUCAACUGGGACUCCAAAGAUGAUGGAUAUAUACCGCAUGUGAUCAGUGCUAUCACACAAUGGCUUUUCCUCAUACUUUUGUCGCCGUUUUUCGCCACAUAUUUCAAGGAAAUGAAAGCCAUGACAAUACAUAACGGAGUG
This is a messenger RNA of Oppiella nova, 781 nucleotides long. The record is from the annotation of a GenBank genome assembly. NCBI's taxonomy places the organism in Eukaryota, Metazoa, Arthropoda, Arachnida, Sarcoptiformes, Oppiidae.